Gadus macrocephalus (Pacific cod) is the source of this 960-nucleotide messenger RNA. RefSeq lists its product as uncharacterized. Lineage: Eukaryota; Metazoa; Chordata; Actinopteri; Gadiformes; Gadidae. The coding region runs from base 110 to 904 and encodes 264 amino acids. The transcript has 3 exons. Gene Ontology annotation, molecular function: DNA binding. The record is from RefSeq and is a predicted model, not a curated record. Gene Ontology annotation, cellular component: transcription regulator complex; nucleus. Gene Ontology annotation, biological process: regulation of transcription by RNA polymerase II.
CUCGUUUCCACAUACGUAUGUUUUUCGUAUCCGUACUUCCGUAAAUUUACGGAAGGGGUCGCUAGUGCUUUACGUACGGACAUGAAUUUAUUUACGGACAGCCAAAAAGAUGGGGGAACGCAUGAUAAUGGCCGUUUUUCGGAGACCGGUACUGUGGAAUAUGAGGAUCGACAUCUACCGCGAUAAGAACAAAACCAACCAGGCUUUGAAGGAGAUCGGUGAGGAGUUUGGCCUGCCAGAAAAAGACUGUAAAAAAAGGUGGCGCGACCUGAGGGAUCGAUAUGUGAGGGAGAGGAGGGAGGCAUCAGAAACCACAGCCAGUGGCAGCGCUGCCAGCAACAGGAGGCCCUGGUGCCAUGCUGGACUGAUGGCCUUUAUAGACCCCUUCGUGGCAUCCAGGAUGACGACCAGCAACAUGCCAGAGAGUUGUGGGAAUGGUGUGGAUGAGAGUGUGAAUGAGAGUGAGAUUGAGAGUGUGCAUGAGAGUGAACGGGAGGCCUUCUUGGCAGCUACCAACUCCAGCAUGGAAGAUUUUGUGAAUGUGAAUGUGACUGAGAAUGUGAUGAAUGAGACUGUGGCGAAUGAGAGUGUGGAGAAUGAGAGUGUGGUGAAUGAGAGAGUGAAUGUGCAAGUGAAUGCAGGUCGGGCUGCAGGUUCUGCUGUUGCUCCGGGCAGGAAGAGGAGGGCUGGAAGGGCAGAGGCACCCAUGCCAGCCUUUGAGCGUAACCUGAUGCUCGCCCUGGAGAGAACAGCUGGCCCCAGUGUCCCUACUAGUCCGGUCGUGGAUGAGGACCACCAUUUCUUGCUCAGCCUCCUGCCAUCACUGCGGCGGCUGGAGCUUAGCAAGAAGGCAUUCUUGAAGCUACAGAUACAUCGCCUGAUGUAUGAGGCAGAGUUUCAAUAACAAACUCCUGUGACCUGGUGACUCCUGUUCUUUUAAUUUAAAAUGUUAGUUCUAUU